Messenger RNA from Daldinia loculata, 1136 nucleotides. RefSeq lists its product as uncharacterized. The transcript has a single exon. Lineage: Eukaryota; Fungi; Ascomycota; Sordariomycetes; Xylariales; Hypoxylaceae. The record is from RefSeq and is a predicted model, not a curated record. The coding region runs from base 141 to 1052 and encodes 303 amino acids.
CUCAUGUGUUCUCAUGUAAGCAACAGGUUUGACUCAUAGCUAGAUUAAAUACAAGAUAAAUAAAAUAUCAUCCCAUGUUCCGCAAUGCGUACCGUAAUAUUUCAAAACUUCAUAUUCUCUAACUUACCUCUAUAGUCAGGAUGGCACCUUUAUUAUUAGACCUCAUCGGUCAAUAUCCUGUCCUAACAACUAUUUCGAAAUAUCUCUCCACACUUGACCUAUUUCAUCUUGGCCUGACUUGUCGCCGUUCUCAUGCUUAUAUCCUAUCCUCAGCCAAAGUCUUCGAAGUUCUCCGACGUAACUGUCUUUGCGACGGACGCGGAUUGCUUCGCCGGCAGAAUGUGUGGAAUUACAGUCGGUAUUCAUAUAUAUGGGGUCCAAACGGUAGAAAAAUCCACCAGGAUGAGGAAAUCGAGGUCAAGCUCUUUGCAACUAGAUGCGACGAGGCCGGCGCACUUCCCUGUCUCAAAUGUGGUAUCAACAUCUGCGAAGAGUGCAGGGAGUGUCUACGAGUGCCCUCAAGGACUGGUACACGCCGUCCUCAUCUCAACAAGCCGUGGCAAAACGAGAACCUCAUAUGUCUCUGCGAUGUCUGCGACGCGAGACUCGAAGAGCAGCUUAGCGGGCAGUUCCUCAACGAGCUGUGUGAUUGCGACACAGCCAAGCGUUGGAUCUGCUUGAAAUGUACGAAAGAACAGGACAAGGAAACGGGUGAAUACUAUAAGAAACACACUGUUGCAGAAGUACACGAUUACGACCGUUACCUCGAGGAUUACGAUGCGACCAAGGUCAUGAUGGAUCAUCAAUUUGAUAUUCUAUUUUACUGCACUUGUGGCGCGUUUGUGCCUAAGGAGGCGCGUCCUCGGUGUAUAUGGUGCAAGAGAAAACACCGACCAGAGGGGGAAUGGAGUCGUGAAAUGGAAGAGACGAGCAAUAUGCCGAUUGAUGACGGCUCUUAUCCAAUUUUUGUUCCUAACGCGACGUCAUAUCCAACGUUGGCAUAUAACGGUCCGAUCUACCAGGUCCCUUCUAGAAGCGAUAAGACAUUGUAAAUAAUAGGUAGUUUGGUGCUUAGAUAAGAUAAGACCCUCGGCACCCGAUAAGAUAAUAAUUCUCAGUUCCAACUCCAAAAAGAA